UGCUUCGAUCAAGUGGUCGGUGGAGGACGAAGAACUCCCGCUCCGUUUGAACUGUUUGGACUAGUUUCGGAUUGUUGUUCAUGGUCUUCUCGAGUUGAACUGACCGCAGUUCGGUCUUGCCGCCAUGGACGUGACAGAAACCCGAACGGGAGGUGCCCGUGUACCUGACGCUCUUGCAGAACGCGUGCAGAAGCUGUUCCAGGACUUUUUAGAAGAAUUUGAAGUGGAUGGAAAUCGUCAGUACAUUGAAGAUGUGCAAGAUUUGAUUCGCCCUGAACGCAAUACGCUUACUGUCAGCUUCAGUGACGUGGAAACUCACAAUAGUCAACUGGCUGCUACCAUUGCUGAUGAGUACUACAGAGUCUAUCCAUACCUAUGCCGCGCUGUGCGAAACUUUGCACGUGACCGUGGGCAAAUUCCGCCGCACAAGGAGUUUUUCGUUAGCUUUGAGGACGUCGCUGCAAGGAACAAGAUACGGGACCUAACGACGGCUAAAAUUGGCAGCUUGCUGCGGAUCAGCGGGCAAGUGGUGCGAACGCAUCCCGUGCACCCUGAGCUCGUCAAUGGCAGUUUCAUCUGCCUGGAAUGCCAGACGGUCAUCAAGGAUGUCGAGCAGCAGUUUAAGUUCACGCAGCCGACCAUUUGCACCAACCCGGUGUGCCAGAACCGCGUGCGCUUCAUGCUGGACGUCAGCUCUUCCAGCUUUGUCGACUUCCAGAAGGUGCGCAUCCAGGAGACCCAGGCGGAACUGCCCCGCGGCAGUGUGCCGAGAAGCUUGGAGAUUAUCUUACAUGCUGAGGCAGUAGAAUCAGCACAAGCCGGUGACAAGUGCGAUUUCACCGGGACGCUGAUUGUCGUUCCCGAUGUCACGCAGAUCAAUCUUCCAGGAGCCGCUGCUCAGACCGCGGGAAAGGGCCGCAAUGCCACUGGCCCGAUGGAGGGAGUUACCGGACUCAAAUCGCUUGGCGUGCGUGAUCUGACUUAUCGCAUGGUGUUCAUGGCGUGCUCUGUGACCCAGACCAAGCCGCAGUUUGGUGGCAAAGAAAUGCUUGGGGAGGAGCUAUCGGCGGAAGCAAUUCGCCGCCACAUGACCGACGCUGAAUGGAGAAAACUGUACAGCAUGAGCAGAGAUCGCAAUCUCUAUCAGAACCUUGUCAACAGCCUGUUCCCGUCCAUUCACGGUAAUGACGAGGUCAAGCGUGGUGUGCUGCUCAUGCUGUUCGGCGGUAUACCCAAGAACACCCAGGAAGGCACGAAACUUCGUGGAGAUAUCAACGUCUGCAUCGUGGGUGACCCCAGUACGGCAAAGAGUCAAAUUCUGAAGCAAGUGGAGCAGUUCAGUCCGCGCGCAGUCUACACGUCCGGUAAAGCCUCCACUGCAGCCGGUCUGACUGCGGCCGUGGUCAAAGACGAGGAGUCUCACGAGUUUGUCAUCGAAGCUGGUGCAUUGAUGUUGGCGGAUAAUGGUGUUUGCUGCAUUGAUGAAUUUGACAAGAUGGACCUCAAGGACCAGGUUGCCAUUCACGAAGCUAUGGAACAGCAAACCAUUUCCAUCACCAAGGCCGGUGUUAAGGCCACCCUGAAUGCCCGGACAUCCAUCCUGGCUGCGGCAAACCCUGUGGGUGGACACUACGAUCGCUCCAAAUCCCUCAAACACAACAUUGCGCUUUCGGCUCCCAUCAUGUCCCGAUUCGAUCUCUUCUUCAUCCUGGUUGACGACUGCAAUGAGGUCACAGACUAUGCCAUAGCUCAGCGUAUUGUCGACCUGCAUACUCGUGAAACACAGGCUGUGGAGCGAAUAUAUGCAUUGGAUGACAUAAGACGCUAUAUUCUCUUCGCUCGUCAGUUCAAACCAAAGAUUAGCAAGGAAAGCCAGGACUUCAUGGUUGAGGAGUACUGUCGCCUGCGGCAACGUGACUCCGGUGGCACGAAGUCGUCGUGGAGGAUAACAGUGCGUCAGCUUGAGAGUUUGAUCCGUCUGUCCGAGGCCAUGGCAAGGAUGUACUGCUCUGAUGAGGUGCUCCCGAAGCAUGUGAAAGAAGCGUUCCGUCUGCUGAACAAAUCCAUCAUAAGGGUUGAGACGCCGGACAUUCAUUUCGAUGAGGAUGUCGAGGAACAGCUGCAGAGUGAAGAUCAACCCGAAGAUGUUAACGGUGGUGAGCCGGCGGCGGCAGCGCCUGAAGACUCGUCGCAGGUGCCAGCUUCUAGCACCACCGGCAGCUCUCAGUCGCAAGUCCGCAUGUCCUUUGAGGAGUACCGCUCGAUCGCCAACGUUCUGGUGAUGCAGCUGAGACGGCUCGAGACAAAGUCUGAUGGUGGUGAGACAAUGAAGAGAUCUGCGCUUGUAGGCUGGUAUUUGUCCGAAGUAGUCGGUGAAGAGCUGGACUCUGAGCAGGAGCUUGCCAAGCGCAAGUUCCUUGUUGAACGUGUUAUCGAACGUCUCAUCAAGCAUGACAACGUUCUUCUCUCCAUACGCCCAGAGGAGAGUAGCGAGGAGGAUGAGGAUCCUGUUCUAGUUGUUCAUCCUAAUUUCGUCGUGGCCGAGUAGCGACAGUUACUGGUGUGACGUGACGCUGCUUUGAUCCGAACGGCUUGCUUCUGCUUGUACAAAGGCUGUAGGCUGAAUAAUGCCAGCACCGAUUGUGUUGGCUAGCUGCCCUUUUUCCAUAUACAUAUGUUUACUCUUCACAUGAUUUCAACAGAAAAGUUUUUUAUGUCGUUGGCAUGUUUUGUGGCUCGUUUCAUGCGUACUGAAAUGCAAUGGCUGGUCUUAUGGUCUUCCCUUCCCCCUCCAGCUGAGUUUCAAUCUGCUCUUUGUUUUACUUUGUUUUUAGUUCACUUGAGUGUCACUAGGUGAAUGGUGGGUGUAUGUUGUGCAGGCUGUCUCUUGACGGCCAUGCUGAGUUUUCUUCACGUCCAAUGUUUCAGCUCUGUUCUCUUUCUUUUCUGUUGUGGCUUGCCCUGGCUCACACGCCCACCCCCAAUGGUGUCUUUUUUUUACUGCUUGCAUUUGUUGCAGUAUGUAAGGAAGCUGUACGUAUCUGCAGAUAA
Sycon ciliatum is the source of this 3051-nucleotide messenger RNA. Its product is annotated as DNA replication licensing factor MCM6-like. The record is from RefSeq and is a predicted model, not a curated record. Gene Ontology annotation, molecular function: single-stranded DNA binding; single-stranded 3'-5' DNA helicase activity; ATP binding. Lineage: Eukaryota; Metazoa; Porifera; Calcarea; Leucosolenida; Sycettidae. Gene Ontology annotation, biological process: mitotic DNA replication; double-strand break repair via break-induced replication; DNA replication initiation. The coding region runs from base 125 to 2548 and encodes 807 amino acids. The transcript has 20 exons. Gene Ontology annotation, cellular component: nucleus; MCM complex.